AUGGCCUCAACGACACACCGACCGUUCGAUGAUCCUUCCUCAAUUCGCUACAUCCGCUACAACCCUGCUCACGAAGAUGCCUACGUCGCCGCCAUGCGCCAACUAAUUUCCAAAGAUCUCUCGGAGCCUUAUAGCAUCUACGUAUACCGCUACUUCCUUUACCAAUGGGGCGACCUCUGCUUCCUGGCAAUGGACACAAACUCAACAACCGGCGAGGAACAAAUGAUUGGCGUCGUGGUCUCGAAGCUCGAGCCGCACAGACACGGACCGAUGCGCGGUUAUAUCGCUAUGUUGGCUGUGCAAGAAGAAUAUCGCGGGAAGGGGGUUGCGACCAAACUUGUGAGGAUGGCAAUUGACGCAAUGGAGAAGCGUGGUGCGGACGAGAUCGCCCUCGAAACCGAGAUCACGAAUACGGCUGCAAUGAAGCUUUAUGAACGGCUUGGAUUCCUGCGCAGUAAGCGUCUGCAUCGGUACUAUCUGAACGGGAAUUCGGCUUAUCGGUUGGUGCUAUACCUGAAGGAGGGCGUUGGGCUGAUGAGAACGUCGUUCGAUCCAUAUGCUCCUCCGCCAGACUACGCUCAUGAUCAUCUUCCUCCUCCCCCUGCUCUGCCGGCGCCGUUGCUAAGUGAGAACGGGGCAUGA
This is a messenger RNA of Aspergillus nidulans FGSC A4, 642 nucleotides long. RefSeq names its product peptide alpha-N-acetyltransferase MAK3. Gene Ontology annotation, molecular function: transferase activity; acetyltransferase activity; acyltransferase activity, transferring groups other than amino-acyl groups. The transcript is spliced from 2 exons. Lineage: Eukaryota; Fungi; Ascomycota; Eurotiomycetes; Eurotiales; Aspergillaceae. Gene Ontology annotation, cellular component: NatC complex; cytoplasm; protein acetyltransferase complex. Bases 1 to 642 code for a protein of 213 amino acids. Gene Ontology annotation, biological process: regulation of protein localization. The record is from RefSeq and is a predicted model, not a curated record.